AUGCGUGCCACCUACCUGUUUGGCUGCUAUGUCUUCUCAUGCUGUGCCUACGUCUGGUCUAUCAUGUCACCGCGUGAGCGCCACAUAUUGAUAUGUGCGUCCGGAAUAUUGAGCGCAGUAGUCGCCAUAAGGGUUGGGUUGGGCCGUCGAGGUUUCUGGUGUGUAAUUCCGCUAGGGCUGACUUCGUGUUUGUACUACUGCGCCGUGACAUUUCUGACACCAUUAUCGCAACAACAGCUGAUUCUUUUGUUCGGCAGGUAUCUUCCGCCCCUGUGGCUACUGAGCAUGCUGCUUCGUCGCUACCGCCUGCUGUUCCGCCCUUCGCUGAAGAUUGUUGAGAAAUCGGACAACUCUAGAGCCAUGGGACACGAGAUGGGAUGCCUCCUGGACCUGUUGAUUAUAUCUACACUCCUCCAGAUUUUCGCAAUGGUUCCAUUGAUAGGUUCCUUUUUGCUACGUCCGUUCUACAUCCACCACAUCAUGUGUUUUAUCUCGGUGCUAAUGGUGCUGCAUUGUGCGCUUGCGCAGUGGCUCAACAAGGAUUUCGAUCUGUCGCCUUUAGGCAGUGUGAAGACGUUGAUUGUCGUGUCGAUAGACACCGUAGUGAACCUUGCGGUGGGUUGGCCACGCAUCCUGAGCAGCCGCAUUUCCAGCAAGCGCAGAUCUGCAGGUUUUAUGGAUAUUUAUGGCGGCCGGGUACGCGCCGCUAUGUCACUAUUGUUACCCUCAGAGGAUGGCCGUUUUGCGCGCCUCAAGGGCUUUGCAACGGCUCUGCGUUGGCUGAGGUUGAUGCCCCAUCUGCUCGUUUUCCUGCUGCCAAGCAUUUUGUCAAGACUUUACUUCGCGUAUUUGACUUUGCUGUCGCCGAUAAUUCGCAGCGUGAUGCUCUACCAGGGUUGCAGCUUCAGGUCGCAAACGGUAGUUGCCCUGAACUUCAUGCUUGCGGAUGCUGCACGCUGGUUGGCGGCUUCAUCUACGCUUUCGCUCCUGCCUGUGCACGCAGUGUUGUGCCUGGCACUCCCGGUUUGCGUGGAUUUGAUUGUGCGCUACGUGGAAGGCGCUGGCUCGGGAGUGGGCCAUUACCACGCCGACUAA
Messenger RNA from Babesia ovata, 1095 nucleotides. RefSeq lists its product as uncharacterized. The transcript has a single exon. The record is from RefSeq and is a predicted model, not a curated record. The coding region runs from base 1 to 1095 and encodes 364 amino acids. NCBI's taxonomy places the organism in Eukaryota, Apicomplexa, Aconoidasida, Piroplasmida, Babesiidae.